Molecule: messenger RNA, 2719 nt
Organism: Cornus florida
Lineage: Eukaryota; Viridiplantae; Streptophyta; Magnoliopsida; Cornales; Cornaceae
Product: histone-lysine N-methyltransferase SUVR4-like
Exons: 6
Coding region: 941-2344 (467 amino acids)
Cellular component (GO): nucleus
Molecular function (GO): histone methyltransferase activity; zinc ion binding; protein binding
Source: RefSeq, a predicted model, not a curated record
AGGCACCUGUUUCACUUCAAAUUGUUCGAAGGGAAAAAAGAUUAAUUGAUGAUAGAGGCAAUCCCAAUAUUUACUAUAAAAAGCCAAAAGUUUUGCCAGGUGGUGGUCUUGCUCCAAAAGAGAAUGUGCUUGAUAAAUAUCAUAAUAAUGAUAUUAUUCAAAAAAGUGAAGAAUUCAUCCCUGACCUGCCACAGUUCGAGGUUCCUCUUGCCAUUGUUCCUCCAGGUUUUCCCCUAUCUUAAUAGCUGACCAUUUGUUUGUAAGUGAGCAUUUUUUUUUUUGUUCUCCUUGCAACAACCACCACCAAGCCUUUUCCCAAUUAUUUGAGUCGGCUACAUGAAUCCCAUGUUUGAGUUUUUCCAAUAUUUAUACAAAGUCGAGAUCGACAUUGGGAUUGGCACUGGAUUCUAUAAAUUUGAUUUUGUUUUUUUUUUUUUUAUUCGAUUCUUUGUUUAUUGGAGAAAACACUAUGUGGCCAUGAUUUCCUCUUUCUAGUUUUUCUCCAUUGGUUUUUAUUUUUUUAUUUUUUAUAAUGCCUGUAGAAGUCUGUAUAUAGCCUGCCCCUCUCAUCUUGUAUCUGACAGACUAUUGUGUAUCGAUCAUUAUUGAUGCAUUUCUGACCCUUACUUUCUGCUUAGCUCCUUCCACUCUGUUAGGUGAAGAUGGUCACUCAAAUAGAUAUUGUUCAAAUAUUGAAGGAAAUGGUUUGAAUCUCCUGGAAUCUAAACAUCUGGAUACAGAGAAUGAAGAUGAUGGUGAUUCAUUGCAAUUUGAUAUUGCUUCCUCUCUCAAUGGAGAGGUGAAAAUUUCCCUGAUCUGUAAUUCUGCUCGGCAAUCUGAUUAUCAUAUUCCAAGUUUAAGUGCAGUUUUGAAAUCAGUGGAGGAAAGAUAUCUUAAAUCAUUCAAAAUUAUUGAACCUGGUUUCUCUCUGAGCAACUUGAUGAAAGAUAUUUGUGAAUGCUUCUUGGCAGAGGGCACUCAUUCUACUGAUGAAGAACAUGCAGGAUCCAUUACUGUAACCCCGUCUCUAGAUGUAUCACAGAAAUCCAAUGCACUAGUUGUCCUGCAUGGUAGAGGUGAUCGUGAAGACAAUUUCUUCAUUCCACCAAGCUUUUUGAAUGGGUCAGUCAGAUCUCAGAAUCUUAUUGAGGUCCCUCCCCAAUUUCCAGGACUUGUUUCUCUAAAUGGAUCGAAUCCUAUUCACUGCAGUACAGGUUCAAAAACAACUGGGAAUCCUUAUUGUGCAACGGAGAAGAAGACCAAGGAACAAAAAGGCGUGGGAUCUUCGAAUUCAAGUGCUAUGGUACUUUUCCAGAAGCACCACUCCUCUCUUGACCCACUAAAGCACCCACAGUAUCUUGAUGAUAUUACCAGAGGUGAAGAAAAUGUUACUAUUUCUUUGAUAAAUGGAAUCACCAACGAUUGUCUGCCAACCUUUUACUACAUUCCAAGGAACAUAGUUUAUCGAAAUGCAUAUGUGAAGUUCAUUCUUGCUCGUAUUUCUGAUGAAAAUUGUUGUUCAAAUUGUUUCGGGGAUUGUAUGUCAUUAGCCAUACCCUGUGCCUGCGCUGGUGAAACCGGGGGUGAAUUUGCUUAUACGCCAGAAGGAUUAGUUGAGGAGAAGUUUCUUGAAAAAUGUAUCGCAAUGAAUCGUGAUCCUCAACAGCACGGCCUCUUUUAUUGUAAAGAUUGCCCGCUAGAAAGGUCCAAGGAUAAAAGCUUAUCUGGCCCAUGCAAGGGCCACUUGGUGAGGAAAUUUAUAAAAGAAUGUUGGUAUAAAUGCGGAUGCAGUAUUAAGUGUGGAAAUCGAGUUGUACAGCGAGGCAUAACAGUGAGUAUGCAGGUGUUUAUGACCCCUGAAAGAAAGGGAUGGGGUCUUAGGACACUUGAAGACUUACCGAAAGGUGCUUUCAUCUGUGAAUAUGUGGGAGAAAUAGUGACCAACAUGGAGCUAUAUGAGCGUAAUGUGCAUGGUAGCAGUAAUGACAAGCACACGUAUCCUGUGCUACUGGAUGCGGAUUGGGGUUCAGAGGGUGUCUUAAAGGACGAAGAGGCCCUAUGUUUGGAUGCAACAUCAUAUGGAAAUGUUGCAAGAUUUAUCAAUCACAGAUGCUUUGAUGCCAACUUGGUUGAGAUCCCAGUUGAAGUGGAGACGCCGGAUCAUCAUUACUAUCAUCUUGCUUUUUUCACGAGGAGGAGGGUGGAUGCUUUUGAAGAGUUAACUUGGGACUAUGGUAUUGACUUUAAUGAUCACAGUCAUCCAGUGAAGGCAUUCCAGUGUCAAUGUGGAAGCAAACUCUGCCGAGGCAUAAAGCGUCAGAAGAGAACCAAAUUCAGCUCAUGAAUUCUGAUGACCAACCAAGCUGCGGAGAUAUUUUGGAAGGAAAACUCUCUGAAAAAGUAUAUGAAGAUGAAUGACUUACCAAUAGAAUUUAAUUCCAGCAAAUUAGAUUCAGUUGAAAACCAAUGACUCUUGAUUUUGGCUUUACUAAUACAGAUUAUAGAUAGUGGGGGGAAAAAUGAUACUCCGCAUACUACUAUUUUACUGUUACAGCUAAAUGAAAAAUGGAUGUACUGUCAUAUAGCUAAAAUGAUAUUUUGGACGUAGGUACAGUUUUUCUGGAAUAGUUAGUACAAGGUAUACUUGUAUGAAUCAAAACAAUGUUAAAAGCUGGUUGAUUUCUGUAAGGUUAAAAAGAAACAAGAUUAUGUCUUGGUA